UGGGUGAACAGGGCGGAUGUGGGGCUGGGCCUGUUGCCAUGGUGGGUGGGCGUAGGGUCUCGUCAUUUGCUGGUGCGGUGCGCGCCCCUGUUUAUUUAUAAUUCGUUUUAAGGACGAAUUACGAAGCCGAAAGGGGGAAUUUGCAAGGAUAGGGGAGUGGUUGGAUGAACCUUGUGUCAGGAGGGACUGCUGCGACUCGAGACGCCUAACGGAAGAGCGGGGGGGGAAAAGAGUGGAAGGAGUGAGGAGAGUUAAAGGCCUGGGACCAGGACGAAGGGCUCGCCAUUCGACCGAGACCUGUCAAGGGUGGAUAAUAGCAGCGAGCACCCGUGUAACUCCUUCUGAGGCUGUAGGGAGGUGUACAGUGUGUCAUCUGAAGUUCAGGCAGGUAUAGGGUGAAGGAGAUUGCCGAUUGUAACUUUGUGAGAGCCUCCGGCCCUGUUCAGACAUGGAGCCCGAAUGCAGCUUGGAGUACUUCUCGGUGCAGGUGGCUCAGAGGGAUGUUAGUCGACGGCUACAAGUCGGCCAGGAGCUGAUCGAUUACUUGGGUGAUCCCAGGAGAUCUGUGGACGUGGAUCAUGACCAAAAACGGACGCUGGAUGAUAUCGUGGACGAGCUAACGGGAUGGGUGAACUCCAGCAACUUCAAGGUUACAUUACUUGCUCUUGAUGUUAUUGCAGCACUUGUGGAUCGCAUUAAAGAUCGCUUUAAGCCCCAUUUUGGGACUGUGGUACCAGCGCUUGUAGAUCGUUUAGGCGAUACCAAAGAUCAAGUCAGAGAGCAAACACAGAAUCUUCUUAUCCGAAUAAUGGAUCAGGCUGUAUCACCCCAGUACGUUUGGGAACGAUUAACUUCAGGAUUUAAACACAAGAAUUUUCGGACGCGUGAAGGAGUCUGCCUGUGCCUCAUCACCACACUAAACACUUAUGGAGCACAACCAUUAACAUUAAGCAAAAUAGUACCACACAUAUGCAACCUACUGGGGGAUCCAAAUAGUCAGGUCAGGGAUACAGCUAUGAGUGCAAUGGUUGAAAUUUAUCGUCAUGUUGGGGAGAAAGUACGUGCUGACCUCAUCAAAAAGGGAGUUCCACAAGUAAGAUUGCAAACACUAUUUGGGAAGUUUGAUGAAGUGCAGAAGUCUGGGAACAUGAUUUUGUGUUUCAGCCAUGAUAAAAGCUUUGAUGAUGAGGAGUCUGUGGAUGGAAACAGACCAUCAGCCAGUUCCACAUUUAAGGUACCGGCUAAGAAAAUGGCAAGUGCAAGCGUUGGUGGGAAACGAUCAGCCUCUGCACCCGGAUCUAAAUCAGGGCCGUCAAAAGAUGGAGCACUAGAUGAAGAUGAUUUUACACGGGCGUUUAACGAUGUGCCUACUGUACAGAUUUUUUCCAAUAGAGAACUUGAAGAAACUCUCAAUAAAAUAAGAGAAAUUCUGUCUGAUGAUAAGCAUGACUGGGAUCAGCGAGCCAAUGCACUCAAGAAGAUUAGAUCACUCCUGAUUGCUGGAGCUACAGAAUAUGAUUGCUUUUUUCAACACUUAAGAUUAUUGGAAGGAGCUUUUAAAUUGUCUGCUAGAGAUCUCCGCUCACAGGUUGUCAGAGAAGCUUGCAUUACUGUAGCGCACCUAUCAACACAUUUAGGCAACAAAUUUGAUCAUAGUGCUGAAGCCAUUGUGCCUACAUUGUUUAACCUCGUCCCAAACUGUGCAAAAGUUAUGGCAACAUCUGGAGUAGCAGCAAUUAGGUGCAUCAUCCGUCAUACUCACGUUCCAAGGUUGAUUCCCUUAAUAACUAGCAAUUGUACUUCAAAGUCAGUGGCUGUGAGGCGACGCUGUUAUGAAUUUUUAGAUUUAUUGCUGCAGGAAUGGCAAACACAUUCCUUGGAAAGACAUGUGACUGUUCUGGUGGAGACCAUCAAGAAAGGCAUUUCCGAUGCUGAUGCAGAAGCAAGACAGGAGGCUAGAAAAACUUAUUGGAGUCUUCGAAACCAUUUUCCUGCAGAAGCUGAUGCAUUGUACAACUCCCUGGAGCCUUCCUAUCAAAAAAGUUUUCAGGCUCACCUGAAGAGUUCCACAAGUGCUGCAUCUCUCCCUCAUUCGGAUCGGUCUUCUUCCAGCUCACAAGAGAGCCUUAAAUGCAUGUUCCUUCAAUCAUCAAUUGCAACUCGAGCCAAGAAGUUCCACAUUGUCAUUGUGAGACUGAAAGCGCAGUUGAUAGGAAGUUCCAACUUCUGGAUCUACAUCAAUAUAAUUAUCCAGGUCUGA
Messenger RNA from Rhincodon typus (whale shark), 2260 nucleotides. Its product is annotated as CLIP-associating protein 1-like. NCBI's taxonomy places the organism in Eukaryota, Metazoa, Chordata, Chondrichthyes, Orectolobiformes, Rhincodontidae. Gene Ontology annotation, molecular function: microtubule binding. Gene Ontology annotation, biological process: mitotic spindle assembly. The transcript is spliced from 17 exons. The coding region runs from base 449 to 2260 and encodes 603 amino acids. Gene Ontology annotation, cellular component: spindle microtubule; mitotic spindle; microtubule organizing center. The record is from RefSeq and is a predicted model, not a curated record.